UCUUGAGGCGACUCUGCACUUCAGUUCUGACGGCGCGUGCACAGUACAUUCUCCGUGCGCCUUAAUUUCAGGUGGGAUUUACGUCGAUAAAAAAAAAACCUACACGAGACUUUCGGCGUGCAUGUUACAUCCUAACGAAAAAGUGACAGCAGGAACAUGUUUGUCUCCGGGGUUUUGCCAAUAUUGCUGUGCUGCGUUAUGAAGUUGAGCGUCGCGCGCAGGACCGGUGCUGAAGACGGAGAGACUGUGGAGAAGAUUAACAGCGCGCGCUGCACCUCGCGCUGCCUCACGCUGCACAUCACUCAGCUCACCUCCGCCUUCAGACGCCUUCAGAGUGAUGAUGUUCUGGGCUGGUGUGAAAACCAUAGGAGAUGCGCUCAGUGCCUACAGCCAUGCAAGGAAUUAUGGGAAACCAGAAGGGUUCUUCCUCACAAGUUUUGUGAGAAGCAUCACGAGUGUGUGACCAGUGCUGAGUUCUUACAGUCGCUGCAGAUGCAGAAGCAGGGAGAUUGUCCUUCUCCUCAAAGGGCAUCAGGCUUCGCAGCCGCCUGCGUGGAGAGUUGCAGCGCUGACAGCGAGUGCUCUGGAGCUAAAAAGUGCUGUUCCAACGGCUGUGGCCACACCUGCCAAGCACCAACCAACCUUUAUAAAGGCGUCCCCCUGAAGCCAAGGAAAGACAUGGCCUUUAUAGAGGACCAGCACGGACAGCUGGAAGUGACAUGGAUGUCUAAGUUCAAUGUGUCUAUUGAGCCAGUGCUGUAUAUUCUGCAGAGGAGAUGGAACCAUGGCAUUCAUCCCAGUGAAGACGAAGCCUCACCCUGGCGCACUGUUCUGAUGACCAUGGAAGAACGGGCCUUGCUGCAGGAUGUCCGGCCCCACAGGUGGUACCAGUUUCGGGUGAGCGCAGUGAACAGCCAGGGCACACGUGGCUUCACCACUCCCAGCAAGCACUUCUUCUCAGCCCGAGACCCGCUGCCCCCAGAGAGGCCACAGAACAUCAGCGCUGCGAAUCAGACUGUGAGCGCUGAUGGCAGGGUGAGCGUGCUGCUUCGCUGGGACCCCCCCAGAGAGGGAGACCUGCUGCUCAACCAUUACAAAGUGACCUGGAGCGGCCCGGGUGGAAAGGAAAGCAGCAGGGUCGCAGACGGGACUCUGGCAGAGAUGGAGCUGGGAGGACUCCAGCCAGACACCCAUUACAUGGUGAACAUUCAGGCAGUUUCUUUCUGGGGACAGAAGCGCUUGAAGAGCAGCCGUGCACAGUUUUCCUUCAAAACAGCUGCUUCCACUGCAGGCUUCUCACCAGUUACAGGGGACUUUUCCAAUGAGCUACCCAUCUCCCGUUCAUCACCCAGAGUCCUCCGACUUGAAGCUGCAGCUCCCCACUACCACAACAACCAGGUGCAGGUCAAGGUGUUUUGGAAGAGUCGAAUCUCAGAAAACCAUAGGGGUUCCACUUCAUACCUUUUAAGCUGGCUUCCAGAGGUAUGUGCUAAUAACGUGACCAAGAGAGAGAGAACGGCUACUGUACAGGGCACACAUUUUGUCAUCACAGGCCUUCUCUUUGCCUGUAAGUACAAAGUAACAGUGACACCCCUCUCUGAGCAAGGAGAGAAGGCCAGGGCCGUGACCUCAGUCACUACCCCACAGUGCUCAAUGCUGAAAGGUCAUGGGAAGAAACUACUGUCCUGUGCCCAAGAUGAGCGCCAUCUACAGGCAAAGAAAGCACUGCAGCGGCCCGAGAAGUUGUUAGCAGAGUUUCAGACAGUAAACGGCUCCCUGGAAGGUCUGUUCAGCUGGAAGGUAUCUGAGACCGCACCCGGCCAGACACCCAUCACAGGAUUUCAGUUCUCUUGGGUCAAAAUCUCCAGCAGAUGUGUGAACAAUUCUCCAGACACACUCAUCUCUCAUACACUAAAUCUUGCGCCUGAUCAGCACUCAGUCAGGGUGGAACAGCUCCAGCCAAAGUGUGUGUACAAGGUGCAGGUGCAGGCUCUGUCUGAAGCAGGCAGCGGGUCCUCGGUGGCCAAAAUGAUAAACACUCCACAGCUUAACGGCACACCGCUAUGA
Tachysurus fulvidraco (yellow catfish) is the source of this 2067-nucleotide messenger RNA. RefSeq names its product anosmin 1b (gene anos1b). The record is from RefSeq and is a predicted model, not a curated record. Lineage: Eukaryota; Metazoa; Chordata; Actinopteri; Siluriformes; Bagridae. Gene Ontology annotation, biological process: neuron differentiation. Gene Ontology annotation, molecular function: protein binding; peptidase inhibitor activity. Gene Ontology annotation, cellular component: extracellular region; cell surface. The transcript has 13 exons. The coding region runs from base 157 to 2067 and encodes 636 amino acids.